AUGGCCGAAGCUACGUCUACCCCGCGCAUCACCGCGCAGUACCUCGACAACUUCGUCGGCCGCAACGUCAUGCUCAUCGGCAAAGUGGUCCAACUUCGUGGCGACUCCGCCGUUGUUGACGCAGACGGCAAUGUUACUGUUAUUUUGAACCGCGAUGUCCACCUUACCAAUGGGAAUGGUGCUCAGAUCAUCGGAAAGGUCAAUCCUGACCUCUCCAUUAAGGUUCUUACUUCCAAAGACCUAGGAUCCGACGUGGACUACCAACUCGCCGCGGCCGUAGUCGACGCAACCCACCACCACAAAUCUCUAUUCAUCUACGAUAAUUGA
Colletotrichum truncatum is the source of this 327-nucleotide messenger RNA. Its product is annotated as replication factor a protein 3. Lineage: Eukaryota; Fungi; Ascomycota; Sordariomycetes; Glomerellales; Glomerellaceae. Gene Ontology annotation, biological process: double-strand break repair via homologous recombination; mismatch repair; base-excision repair. The record is from RefSeq and is a predicted model, not a curated record. Gene Ontology annotation, cellular component: site of double-strand break; nucleus; DNA replication factor A complex. Gene Ontology annotation, molecular function: single-stranded DNA binding; damaged DNA binding.